Messenger RNA from Scylla paramamosain (green mud crab), 2353 nucleotides. It is a transcript of the gene Arp3, whose product is annotated as actin-related protein 3-like. The transcript is spliced from 9 exons. Gene Ontology annotation, cellular component: Arp2/3 protein complex; actin cortical patch. Gene Ontology annotation, molecular function: actin filament binding. The record is from RefSeq and is a predicted model, not a curated record. The coding region runs from base 117 to 1373 and encodes 418 amino acids. Gene Ontology annotation, biological process: Arp2/3 complex-mediated actin nucleation. NCBI's taxonomy places the organism in Eukaryota, Metazoa, Arthropoda, Malacostraca, Decapoda, Portunidae.
CAACACACACCGGUGGGAGAGACGGAGAGGAAGUGUUGUGGUGACGCCCAGGGAGUGACUAACACCUCAAAAACAUCUUAAUUUUACCUCAAUAAGGCCUCCCAGCACCAGCCGCGAUGACGGGCCGCCUGCCACCGUGUAUUGUGGAUGUGGGCACAGGAUACACCAAGCUCGGAUUUGCAGGGAACCACGAGCCUCAGAUGAUCAUACCAAGUGCCGUUGCCAUCAAGGAGACGGCCAAGGUGGGGGAGCAGUCCCAGCGCCGCCUCUGUAAGGGAGUGGAGGACCUUGACUUCUUCAUUGGGGACGAGGCCAUGGACGCCACCGGGUAUGCUGUCAAGUAUCCAGUGAGACACGGCAUUGUGGAGGACUGGGACCUGAUGGAGAAGUUCAUGGAGCAGUGCAUCUUUAAGUACCUGAGAGCAGAGCCAGAGGACCACUACUUCCUGCUGACCGAGCCGCCUCUCAACACUCCAGAGAACAGAGAGUACACUGCAGAGAUCAUGUUUGAGUCGUUCAACGUGCCGGGCCUGUACAUCGCAGUGCAGGCCGUGCUGUCCCUGGCGGCUUCCUGGGCGUCCCGGCAGGCCACAGAACGCUCCCUCACAGGCACCGUCAUUGACUCCGGUGAUGGUGUAACGCACGUUAUCCCCGUGGCUGACGGGUAUGUGAUAGGGAGCUGCAUCAAGCACAUCCCCAUCGCUGGCAGGGACAUCACCUACUUUGUACAGAGUCUGCUGAGGGAGAGAGAACCAAACAUCCCCCCACAGAUGAGCAUGGAAACGGCCAAGGCUGUCAAGGAGAGAUUCAGCUACAUCUGUCCGGACAUUGCCAAGGAGUUCAACAAGUACGACAGCGACCCGGCAAAGUGGAUCAAGAAAUACGAGGGCAAGAAUCCUGUCAAUAACCAAGCCUUUACUAUUGACAUUGGCUACGAGCGCUUCCUGGGACCAGAGAUUUUCUUCCAUCCCGAGUUUGCCAAUCCGGACUUCACCACGCCAAUUAGUGAGGUGGUGGACAACGUAAUCCAGAACUGCCCCAUUGAUGUGCGUCGGCCGCUGUACAAGAACAUCGUGCUGUCCGGAGGCUCCACCAUGUUCAAGGACUUUGACCGGCGGCUGCAGCGUGACGUUAAGCGCAUCGUUGACGCUCGACUGCGCAUCACGGAACAGCUCAGCGGAGGCCGGAUCAAACCCAAGCCAAUUGACGUGAAUGUCAUUGCUCACAAGAUGCAGCGCUACGCCGUCUGGUUUGGAGGAUCGAUGCUUGCGUCAACGCCUGAUUUCUACCAAGUCUGUCACACGAAGGCAGAGUAUGAGGAAAAAGGACCAAGCAUCUGUAGACAUAACCCAGUGUUUGGUGCCAUGGCAUAGACACACAGCCACACACACCACCACCUUACUGUGCGGAGGGCGACAUCCAUUGUUACCGACACUAGUAGUCAAAUGGCCUUGCUGUUGUUAAGUGUGUGUGUGUGUUUCGUGUAUGUUUGUAUGCAUGUGUGUGUGUGUGUGUGUCUGCGUGUGUGGAUGAGAGGAUGUGUCGGGUAGGGUAGAUAGAGAAAAGUGUGUUUGGUUUGUAUGAAAAUUGGCAGUGUUUUUUAUUUGUUUGUUAUUUGUUUUGGUUCUGAAGUGUUGGAAGAGUUUGUGGUGUUUGUUUUUAGUGGCAGUUUUAAAAAUGUGCCAAUCUUUGCAAGCCUCUUUGUGUGUGUCUGUGUGUGUGUGUGUCAUGGUUGAGAGAGAGAUGUGUGUUUGUGUGUAUUUACUUAGUUAUGGGUUUGUGUACGAUUGCAGAGAGAGAGAAAGAUUGUGUGCGUUAGCAUAUGUUUACCUAGUUGUGUGCGUGUUGCACUGAUAGGUAGAUAGAGUUAGUGUGUUGGUGAGAGAUAGAGAGAGAGAGACAGAGGGUGAGUGUGCACAAUUAAUUCAUUCCUCACUAUUGCUAAUGAUUACUUGGGGUAGAAAUCAACAGAGAAAAACGAUUGAUCCGAUUCACAGUUUUCUUUUCUCUUCGUUCAGUGACAUGCUCAAAAGUUAUGUACAUCACACCAAUUCUUUCCUCAUGACUUUUUUGUAUCAAUUCCUAAUGUAUUCUCUAAUAAUUUAUUGAUAGACUUACUUUUCACUGCCAAGCAUUACUGUAUGGGGCGAGGAAGCUUAGAAUAACUUGUCUAUCUCCAUACCAGGCUGGCAAUCCCACACGGGGCGACCCAAAGCACUGCACACACACACACACACACACACACACACACACACACACACACACACACACACACACACACACACACACACACACACACACACACACACACACACACACACACACACACACACACACACACACACACACUCAC